Molecule: messenger RNA, 975 nt
Organism: Nicotiana tabacum (common tobacco)
Lineage: Eukaryota; Viridiplantae; Streptophyta; Magnoliopsida; Solanales; Solanaceae
Source: RefSeq, a predicted model, not a curated record
AUGGAGUGGGAGUUUGUAGAGGAGAUGCUACAUGCUAAGGAGUUUCCUCAAAAAUACAUCAAAUGGGUCAUGAAUUGUAUUACAACUGUGCACUACUUUAUAGCUAUAAAUGGAGGAGUGUAUGGCAACAUUAAAGGGGAAAGAGGGUUGAGGAAAGGGGACCCAAUAUCCCCAUUACUAUUUGUUAUAUGUAUGAAGUACUUCACCAGGAUAAUGGGGGUAGUAGCUAAACAUCAGGGAUUUGGAUAUCAUACCAAAUGUAGGAGUCUGAAGCUCAACCACCUAUGCUUUGCUGAUGAUGUCCUGCUUUUCAGCAAAGGGGAUUUCCAAUCAGUACAUCUGCUGCUUAGGGGAUUAAAGACAUUCUCAAACACAACAGGGCUAUGCACAAAUGCCACCAAAUCAAAUAUAUUCAGUGUAAAUGUGAACCCUCAAAGUCUUAAUGAACUGAUUGAAAUGACUGGAUACAAAAAAGGAAGCCUCCCAUUUAGAUAUCUAGGGGUGCCCAUUUCAGCUAAGAGAAUCUCAAAAAUGGACUGUAAAGUUCUGCUUGAUAAAAUGACAGUACUAAAAGGCAUUACUACAAUAUGUAGGAAUUUCCUCUGGGAUGAAAAAGUUAUCACAAAUAAACCUCAUCUAGUGGCAUGGGACAUUGUUUGCAGGGACAAGAAAGAGGCUGGAUUGGGGAUCACAGAUUGCAUUAAAUGGAAUGAAAUAGCAAUUGCAAAAUAUGUAUGGAAUGUGGCACAGAAGGCUGACAACUUAUGGGUGAAAUGGAUAAACAACAUAUACUUAAAAGAUAAGGCAUGGUGGCAAUACAUAUGUCCAAUUGAUUGUUGCUGGUACUGGAAGAAGAUAUGUAAAAUUAGAGAUGAAUUUGAACCUGGAUUCAUACAGGAUGGAUGGCAGAAUAUAAAUGGACAGUACACUGUAAGAAGUGAGUACAAAUGGAGAAUGGGAGCUAAAGAAGCAUGA